AUGGUGCACAACAUCCUCCAAUUGUCCACUAUGGCGUCGUUACGGCCCAGUAUCCCGACCCGGGGCGAGUUCAUCCUGGCUGGGCCAGAGACUGCCGCGAAGGGGCAGAAGUUCGCGGUGCCCAUCGUCUUCCGGAUCCGAGCCGACGAGUUCCCGGGCGUGCCGGUCGACCAGCUCGAGGUCGAGUUCCACCUCGUGACGAGGGGAGGAGAGGGGCUGCACCCGCAGCUCGGCGCCGUCAUGGAGCCGCAGGGCGGCGUGGCGAGCCAGCGCGCGGUCCGCUGGGACAACGGCGCGGCGUACUUCGUCGUCGAGGCGCCGUCGAUCCACUACAGCGGCUGGUUCGGCAUCGCGGCCAAGAUCAAUAGCCUCCGGGACGGGCAGCCGCCGCUGGUGGUUGGCCGGCAGGUCAGACAGGGCAUGCUAAAGGUGGAGAGGUAUCACGCGUCUGGGCCUCAGAUAACCAGCGAGCAAGCCAAGCUUAUAGCCAACCUCAAGGCUCGUGGUGUUCUUGUCGACCGGGCCGUGUCCCGCAGGGGCACUGGGCUUUCCCAGGCGGAGACAGGAUGCUGUGUCAUUCUUUGA
Messenger RNA from Gaeumannomyces tritici R3-111a-1, 585 nucleotides. RefSeq lists its product as hypothetical. The record is from RefSeq and is a predicted model, not a curated record. The transcript has 3 exons. Bases 1 to 585 code for a protein of 194 amino acids. NCBI's taxonomy places the organism in Eukaryota, Fungi, Ascomycota, Sordariomycetes, Magnaporthales, Magnaporthaceae.